AUGAGUGCGAGCGCGUCGAACAAGAAACAAUGUGUUUUAUGCAAUAAGAGUGGCGGCAUAAUGAUAUGUGAAGGAUGUCAACAAGCAUUUUGUGGUAAACAUGUUAUUGAACAUCGACAAACAUUAAGUGGACAAUUGGAUAAUAUAAUGCAAGAACAUGAUUUACUUCAACAAGAAUUAGCGCAACCAUCAUUAAAGAAAAAUCCUCUAUUAAAAAAAAUAGAUAAAUGGGAAAAGGAUUCAAUCGCAAAGAUUCAAGUCGCUGCUGAGACUGCACGAAAAACUUUACAAGAAUUGCUUGAACAAUCAAAGGAAAGACUUUCAAAAACAUGUCGUGAUAUCACAGAAAACCUUCGUGCAUCUCAGGAAGCUGAUGAUUUUUCUGAAAAUGAUCUUCAACGAUGGAAGAAACAGCUGAAAGAACUUCAAUUAGAAAUUACAUCACCAUCAUCAGCUAAAUUAAUUUUAGAUAAAAACGCUCCCAUUUAUAUAAUGACACUCAGAGCUAAUGAGUCCUCCAACGAUCAAGGUGAAAACAGAAAAGAAUCUUCAACAUCCUCAAGUUCUCAUAAUCUAGACUUACAAGAAAGGUUCUUACAAACAUUGGGCCAUGUUAAUCUUGAAGAAAACGGUUGUCUUGCUAAAUGUGUUGACCCUUGGCCAAGUUUUUCAUACCUUCGAGGUCGAUUUCUUUAUUCUACAGGUUGCCAUACAAUCAGAUUCAGAAUUGAAAAUUGCAAAGAGCCUUAUCGUAUUUUCUUUGGCUGCAUGUCAUCUAAAACAGCUUUAAAGGAAGAUGUUUUUAGAGCUUCUGAUUCUGUAGGAUGGUUCGGAAAUGAUCAAGUCUAUGAAAAUGGACGUUGCAGUAGUAAUGUUCGAAAGUAUGGAUAUAAAAGUUGUAACAUAAAAAUUAAUGAUGUGUUAGAUCUUACAAUUGACUGUACAAAGAAACAGAUAAGACUGUUUCAUGAACGUUUGAAAACAACAUGUACUCUUUCGGUUAAUGAUAAUUUAGCUCCAUUGCCUUGGCAAUUUUUAUUGGCAUUAUGUAAUUUUGAUGAUUCUGUUAGAAUUUUACCUAAUGCUUAA
Rotaria sp. Silwood2 is the source of this 1089-nucleotide messenger RNA. The record is from the annotation of a GenBank genome assembly. NCBI's taxonomy places the organism in Eukaryota, Metazoa, Rotifera, Eurotatoria, Philodinida, Philodinidae.